GCUACAUUCCAUUUUCAGUGUAACUUAGCUCACACUAAAACAUCUCUUUGAAACUGACUCCCCAUGUCCUCGAAAGAACAUUCAGAGCAAUCGUGGGGUGAGCAAUGAUGUGGUUUCUGUAAUAUUUAAUGUUAAUCCUGUGACUAUUUGGGUUUAUUGGAUAGCCUACAGUACAUCUACCUUUGAGGAGUUUUGGAGUCCAAUUUGCUCCCUGGCAGAACUCAUGGUGACGCCACAGCCUACUACUUAUACUUAGUAGGCUACUGACACCACACGUUGACAGUCCAUACUCCAUACUGUCUGUAGUGGGGGUAUGUUCCAAUGCAAGGGGAAAAAAUAAAUAGCAUAUUUAUUAAAGAAACUCAAAACUCUUAACAAUUGAACACAUUUCUUGACAUUUUCAAUUGGACCCAUCUAAUCGACUUACAUGAUGGGCUACGCAUGUUCUCCCCUGGGGGUAUGCUCCAAAUGCGGGGUCCUAAACAACGACAGCAGAAGAAUGCUUUUCAUUUUGCGUUGCUGAAGGUGUGCAUCAUCUAGGCCCUGCCGUAGACUGGAGGAGGAGGAGGAGGAGGACAUAAAAUGGGGAUUAUCAGCAUCAUUUGUGGUAUUUGUGACAUGCAUAGUUAUGGAUAUCCAGCUAAAACAUAACGGAUUUAAUGUGUUCUUGCUGGCAAAUCAUACAGUGGUGCAGCUUUGACGGGAAGGUUUCGAGUCCGAAAACGCCCAAGAAACACAAAAUGGUGCCAAAGACAGAGGUGUGAAAACGAGUCGAAAAGAUCUUCCAGACUAGACGCACCUGUCAUUACGACUAUCUUUAGCUUCAAUAGAUUGCACAGACGAAGAUGUCCAUAAUGGACCAUAGCCCCACCACGGGGGUGGUGACCGUGAUAGUGAUCCUCAUUGCAGUGGCAGCCUUGGGUGCUCUGAUUUUCGGCUGUUGGUGCUAUUUGCGCUUGCAGCGCAUGAGCCAGUCUGAGGAUGAGGAGAGUAUAGUGGGCGAGGGGGAGACCAAGGAGCCCUUCCUGUUGGUACAGUACUCGGCCAGGGGCCCACGUGUUGAGCACAAGACAAGGCUGACCCCUAACGGCACAGAGAGCCAUGGUUAACUUGCUCCAGGCUCCUUCAUAGCUGCCUGUGAAGGAGACCAUGUAAGGACCUCACCAUGUGCAUUUGGGCCUGCCUUCCACAGUAAGCUACAUCUUGUCAACCCCAGCCUCCUAGAUGAAGGAUGAAAUCAAUGCAUGCACUUGUCCACCAUACAACUCCGUCAUCGGACAAUCUGAGGGUUGUCUGCCCUUCAUUAUACUGUAAGUCCACGGUCCCUGUUGAGCCUAUUCAUAAUGUGAAGUUGUACAUAAGUAUUGUGUUGUAAUCAUUUAUUUGCCAAAAGGUGUGAUUUUCAGUGUGAAUCUGUUAUUGCCAGGAGCCAAGUCCUUGUUUGUACUGUUUGGCAUGAAAGAAGAUGCCCUUAUGUUUUUGUUUACUUUUUCAUUUCCUUGCAUUAAAUUUAUGAAAGCUCUGUCAAAUGAGGCAUAAUGUAUGUUGUUUGAAACCACAGAGCGCAUUCCCAGAGCUGGCUCUGGCUUUACUGUGACCAAACAAAAGCAGCAGUAUUUACAGUGGUGUUUCCCAGUGGCUUCUGUUCUGAAUCAAUGAAACUGUGACCUCCUUGAACCAUGCAUUGUUUUUGUUCAAUAUUAUGUGAAAUGUGCUCGCUAAAUAAGGGAAAUUUGUUAUACAUUUGACAAAUUCUGCAUUUGCUGAGAGAUUUUGUGUUGUUGUUACUAGUUUGCAUAGUACAGGGGAAUCAAGCUGGCUUUCCCAUUGCUGUUCUCCAAAUCAGUGCCAUCACUCUUGAUAUGAAACAAUGUAAUAAUAUCUUGACAUGUUGUCAGAUAUCCUUAAAGCCUUUCACAGGGUGUUGUGUAUAUUCAUCCAAUAAUGGAAUAUGCUUCAGUGUGAGAGCAGUAGUCAACUAUCAAUGUCUUCAGAAGGUGGGACAACAUGUCCACAAGUCUCUUGUGCCAAUGAAGGAAAUGUCAAGGUGCCGUUUUUACACCAAGGAGCUUCCUGAAGGCAAAGCUACUGUACUUCUGUGGUUGAACAAACAGAGUUGUAUGGAAGAUUAUACAUUUCUGCAGAUUACAAUUACAGAGUGCAAUUGUAUGACUGUUAAUCUCUUCCUGUACUGCUAUAUACUUUUAACACCUUAAAAUGCCCAUGUGUCCCACUUUCAGCCUGUAUUUUGUCAAAGUACAACUCUAAACUGUAAUAAAUCUGAAAUACGUUUGAGUAUUCUUGAUAGAA
This is a messenger RNA of Sardina pilchardus (European sardine), 2310 nucleotides long. It is a transcript of the gene snn, whose product is annotated as stannin. The record is from RefSeq and is a predicted model, not a curated record. Lineage: Eukaryota; Metazoa; Chordata; Actinopteri; Clupeiformes; Clupeidae. Bases 846 to 1109 code for a protein of 87 amino acids. Gene Ontology annotation, cellular component: mitochondrial outer membrane. The transcript has 3 exons.